CCCGGGAGCUCCAGGGGCGGGGCCGGGGCAGCAGCGAGCCCACCCCCGGGCCAUGCCUCCUCCCCAGCUCAACUCUCGCAGUCAGAGCCAGGCAGCUGGCGGAGCGGAUCGCCAGGUCAGCCAUGUCAUCUGAGCCUCCCCCACCACCGCAGCCCCCCACCCACCAGGCUUCGGUUGGGCUACUGGACACCCCGCGGGGCCGGGAGCGCUCGCCAUCCCCUCUUCGUGGCAAUGUGGUCCCCAGCCCUCUGCCCACUCGCCGGACAAGGACCUUCUCUGCGACGGUGCGGGCUUCCCAGGGCCCUGUCUACAAAGGAGUCUGCAAAUGCUUCUGUCGAUCCAAGGGCCAUGGCUUCAUCACCCCAGCGGACGGCGGCCCUGACAUCUUCCUGCACAUCUCAGACGUGGAAGGAGAGUACGUCCCAGUGGAAGGCGACGAGGUCACCUAUAAGAUGUGCUCUAUCCCGCCCAAGAACGAGAAGCUGCAGGCUGUGGAAGUGGUCAUCACCCACCUGGCGCCGGGCACCAAGCACGAGACCUGGUCUGGGCAUGUCGUCAGCUCCUAGGAGACCCCGAGCACCCGUUCUCCCAGGCUUGCGGGAGACUGUUGGGGAGGAGGAGGAGACCAAGUGGAGAUGGCGUUGUACAUACAGCGAGAUGCAGCCUCAGAGCGGCACAGUCCCUUUCAAGUUAUCUCUGGUGGAAGGGGCGUGGGGGCCGGGGCCAGGGAUGGGGGUGGUCGCAGCCACCAGUACAACCUCUGACCAUCACAACAACCUCUCACCAUCUGAAAAACAUUAAAGGCAUUUAAAAAAGA
Molecule: messenger RNA, 817 nt
Organism: Loxodonta africana (African savanna elephant)
Lineage: Eukaryota; Metazoa; Chordata; Mammalia; Proboscidea; Elephantidae
Gene: CARHSP1
Product: calcium regulated heat stable protein 1
Exons: 4
Coding region: 123-566 (147 amino acids)
Biological process (GO): regulation of mRNA stability
Cellular component (GO): cytoplasm
Molecular function (GO): mRNA 3'-UTR binding
Source: RefSeq, a predicted model, not a curated record